CAGAAAAGGUCGACUAUACAACUGUGGAUAACGAGCUGAAUGCGUCAUUGUGAAACAUACAUUGCUUAUUAUUCGUGGUGAACAUUUCACGUCAACAGCCAUUGCAACCUAAUCAAAUAAAUUUCGGUGGAAAAAUAAUUCCGGUGUGCGAGCGAACGAUUGUGUGUAAAAGUGUUUUCGGUUGAUUGGGACGUUGAACGAUUGAGUGCGGAUUACAGGGGAAAUAUUUGAGAUGAUUAAAAUGCCAAAAAGAUCAGAAAACAAUGUUGAAAGUGGCUCCGACACACUGUCCGAUAAAAAUGAUAAUAGUAACUCAAGUAAUUCAAACACAUUUCGAACAGCACAAUCCGCCAGUGGAAGGAUAAGUCCAUUACCUCUUCCCACUGUCAAAUACUCCGUGCAUGAAAACGUCAUUAAGAGCAUAAGCGAACACCGGAAAUUGAUCCAAUAUCGACGUGGCGAACAACCAGUGAUUGGUUUAUUAAUUGGUGAACAAAAGCACAAAAAUAUUGAGAUUACGAACGCAGUUGCAUUGGAGGGUGACAGUAUACAGAAUAUCAAAAUCGAUUCGGAGAGUAUUCGUGAAUUCGAAUCAUUCGCGAAAGGAUUUCGACAGUUUACUGUUGGUUGGUAUACAACAACCAGUCCAUCUAACGAAGAAAUCACAGUGCAUACGCAGUUUUGCAAUAUCAUCGGCUGCCCAAUCAUAUUGCGCCUUGAUUUUGUUGGGUGUGAAGAAAAGCCGAAAAUAAGCAUGCAAACAUUAGUAAUUCGUUGUGUGGAUGACAAACCAGGAUCUAUGUUUGGGGAUGUGACACACAUGCUCGAUGCACGAGGCAAAAACGUUUCAAUUUCAAAAUCGGUCGCAUUGGAUCCAGUUUCCGGCAGCUCAAAACAAGUAUCAUCUUCGAAUGUGAUGACUGUAGCAACCAUUCCUUCUCUCAAUGUUUUCCUGAAUCGUCAAACGGUUUACGCCAUGUCCACGGCAUUUUUAGGAUACUCAAAAGAAGAAAAUUUAGUCGUUGGUGGAUUGGUCGGUACAAAAAAGGGCAAAAACAUUAACAUAUUUCGAUCGUUCAAACUAGUCAGCAUGGCUAAUGACCAAGAGAUUACCAUUGAUAAGGAUAAACUUAAAACAGUUGUUGAAUGUUACACAGAAGAGAACAAAGAUUGGAUGCUUCUUGGUUGGUACAAUACUCGCAGUCGACUGACUAAACAAGACAUCAAAGCGCACAAAGAAAUAUGCAAAUUUACCCAAGAUUCUAUCAUGCUUCAAAUCAGUUUAUCACAGAACAAAGAAGCAAUAAUCAAAGUCUAUGGUUCUGCGACAGAUACCAUUGAUAGCAAGACGGAAACAUUUCUUUUUAAAUUGCCCCACACCAUAAAUUCUGCGAAUUUGGAAAAACAUCGCGCGAUUUACGAGCAAUAUAAAAGGAAUCAGGCCCGCACUAAAAUAUCGGUUUAUCUUCUUGAGAUGAUUCAGAAUGUACCAGAUCGACUUUUAAAAAUACAUAACACAAUUUUUGGCAAGAAGAAAGGUUACGCUGAUAAAUAAAAAUUGCACAGAAUUCAAAUAACUUAAUUCUAACAUAUGUUUAAAUCAACAAUUGAUAUUAAUAAAAAAGAACUCGAUUUGAUCAAAAAAAAUUUAAA
This is a messenger RNA of Contarinia nasturtii (swede midge), 1653 nucleotides long. RefSeq lists its product as uncharacterized. Gene Ontology annotation, cellular component: COP9 signalosome. The coding region runs from base 233 to 1555 and encodes 440 amino acids. NCBI's taxonomy places the organism in Eukaryota, Metazoa, Arthropoda, Insecta, Diptera, Cecidomyiidae. The transcript has 9 exons. The record is from RefSeq and is a predicted model, not a curated record. Gene Ontology annotation, molecular function: protein binding; metallopeptidase activity.